This is a messenger RNA of Trichoderma citrinoviride, 1934 nucleotides long. RefSeq lists its product as hypothetical. Bases 287 to 1906 code for a protein of 539 amino acids. The transcript is spliced from 8 exons. The record is from RefSeq and is a predicted model, not a curated record. NCBI's taxonomy places the organism in Eukaryota, Fungi, Ascomycota, Sordariomycetes, Hypocreales, Hypocreaceae.
UGCAACCCGAGAUUCUUCAUGUUGGGUACAAACACCACAGCAACUGCCAGGGGCUGCACCGCUCCUCAGCCUGCUCGACCCUUGUGAGCUGUCCCAUCACCCACGAGAGGAGAUUUACAGAAGCAAGAAACAAUCUACAGCCCCGUGUGCGCCCUGCAGACUCCCGUGAAUCAUCAGCACAGGGCGGCUCAAGGUGGGCAGCACAGCCAACGUCCAGCUCCCCCUCACCUCGCAGCUCCUGUACGACCGUUCUGGAAACGCCACCUCGCUCAACCACAGGCUCAGAAUGGACCUCGAGGCCAGGGUGCAUGCCGAGGCCCUCCUGCUCAAGGCCGCCCGCACGUACGGCGUCCAGGUCCGCAGGGACGAGGUGCAACAGCAUCUCCGCCACGACCACUACGGCGCCGCAUUGGCCGAGUGGGCGAGUUUGCAUCUCACGACGGACAACCUCCUGACCCCUGAUGAGCUGGCAAUAUACUCGGCGCUCGACAGGAAUGGCCAGGUCGACAUCCUGGCCAACCUCCAUGACCUGUCCGAGGUGCAGAGCGUCACCGAGGACGACAUCAAGGCCGCCGUCGAGGAGCUGAGGAGGUCUACCGAGAGCAUCACCAAACAGAGCGAGACCCUCCGCCAGCAGCAGGAUGCCCUCUCGCGCCUCGUCAGGAAGCGCGCUGAAAACGAGGCCCGGCGGCGGGAUCUCGACCUGGACAGGCAGAGCAAGUCCGAGUCGGAACGGCAGCGGGUUGCCGCCGAGGUAGAAGCAGCUUCGCAGAGCCUUGCCUUUCGCAUCUCCGACCUCGAGGAGCAGGGCGCCCAGGCCGGCUCCAAUCUCAACGGCACCCUGGGCGAGAUAUUCCGGGCCGAUGACAAGCUGCUCGCCAACCUGCAGAAGCUGGGCUGGGAGCUGGAGCAGCCAGAUCCGGACGAGACGUCCAAGCUUGACAGGCUGCGUGAAAUCUGCUCGCGUCUUGUCAAGAUUACGGUGCAGACCAUCCGCGCGAAGCUGGACACCACGUACAUGGAAACACUCGUGGAGGCUGAGCGAUCAGGCCGGGUCAAGCCUUCAACCGAUGACGAGGUCAAGGCACUUGAAGCAGAGGUCGAGUCGCUGCACUCGGAGAUUCUCUCCGUCGCCCAGCUGUCUGUGGAACACCAGUACCUUGAGCCGGCGCUCACAACGGUGUCCACAGAAGGGGGCCAGAGUGCAAUGCGCACGUCCAAUGCCUUGGCAUACAUUGACCAAUGCCUCGACUAUCUGAUGGGUCGCCUCGAUCGAAUCCAAGGACGCAUCGAGACUCAUCUGUCACACCAAGCCGCCGCCGCCGCACUCAUCACCACCGCCAAGGCCGAGGUGGCCGUUGACAUCCCACCGCCCGUGAAGCAGUCGUCGUCGUCAUCGUCCGCGCCGGUUUCCAUCUUUCCCAGCUCGCCCAGCAAGUCGGGCACCCCGCGGAAGCGCUCCAACACCGUGGGCUCUCAGCACCGCCGCAGGUCGUCUGACAUUGCCAACGAGCCGCCGCUCGACACCCUCAUGUACAAUCUGUCGGUGCCGUCGUCGGUGUCCGAAGAGACGGAUGGAAGGGCGCAGAUUGUGGCCUUGUCCAAAAUUCUCGACGAGCGAUGGAACAAGUAUGAGGAGAUUGCUCGCGGCGCGCAGGAGGCGUUUGAGAUGGGCGCUCUGGCGCAGCUCAACGACACUCGGCUUGCUAUUCAGCUGGUGAGGGACAGCGUGUUGGCAGAGAGUUCGUUUAACGAGCCGAAUCUGGUCGACCCGGAGAUCUCAGGCUCCAUCACCGUGUUGGCGGCAGAGGUGGAGGGCGCAAAAGACAGGCUGGCGCUUGUCGAGGGCCAACGGAGGGACUGGAGAAGUGAGAAGAGGGACGAGUUUGUUGCACGAUGGCGGUAGGCAUAAACGAGGUUGCAUUGAAGAAACA